CCUCGGCGACGACGGCAGCGGCGGUUCCUCAGGCCUAUUCUGCAUGUGACGAGACAAGGGAUUGGGGAUUUGAGUGAAGAUGGACGCUACUGAAAUUCUACAAGGGGCCAAUUUUCCCUUGUGAAAAUGGUUGACGACUUUUCAAGGCCAGCGGACGAGACCCAAAUCUAGGGGAGCUCCCUUUUCCUCUCCAUGGAGCCUUGCUGCUGCGGCAGCGAUGGCGAUGUCUCCACCAAGCGUGCCAAGCUCCCCACUGGUGCCUCCGUCGGCGUCGGUAGUGAGGACCGCCUUAGUGCGCUCCCCGACGACAUCCUGGUACUCAUCCUCCACCACCUUAGCACUUGCAGCGCCGCCCGGACCAGCGUUCUCUCUCGUCGCUGGCGCCGUGUCUGGGCGCUCCUCCCAACACUCUGCUUCCCCUACACCCUAGAUCCCCGCCAGAUCGGCUCUGCCCUCGAGGCUCACGAGGCAGCCAUCCUGUACCUCUCCGUCUUGACCCAGGAUGCGGCCCCUGACUCCGUGUCAGCCUGGCUCCCCGUCGCUGCUCACCGCCUCUCUGGCAACCUCUUCUUUCACAACACUGUUGUGUGGGGGAGGAGCGCCCAGGAAGGUGACGAUGAGGAGGGGCCUGGGCAGAGGGGCGCCUUUGAGCUCCCCUGCCUGGAGCGCGCCACCAAUGUCUCGCUUUGCCUAGGAUUCCUCGGCCUCACAGUGCCCCCUGCCGGCGUCUUCGCUCGGCUCACCGAGCUGUGCCUGGAUCGCGUUCAGCUCUACGGCCCGGGGGAUCUCGGUGACAUGGUUUCCUGGCCGCGAUGCCCGUGCCUGCAGACACCCGGGGGCUGGACAACCUUGCCAUCCAUUCCGAUUCUCUCCAGCAAGUGGAACUCAUUGAUCUGCAAGGCUUGCAGCAGCUCAACAUUGUGGCGCCAGCUCUCGAGGAGUUGAAAUUUACACACUGUUUCUUCUACAAUCGGAGCCAACCAGUUGCCAGCAUCACAGCACCUCAGCUGGCAACCCUUGCAUGGAUGGAUCCAUAUGACCCAAGCUCCGUCUAUCUUGGCAAGAUGAAACGUCUUCGAUUACUGUGGCCUUCCUUCUUUUUUGUUUAUGGGCCUGACAGCUUUCCGUACAACCAAUCUUGUUUAAGUCUCUUGUGGCGUUUCAAGGUCAUCGAAUGUCUUAUGCUCGCACUGGCCUAUCCGUUGGACAUAGAUGAUUAUCACUAUAUGAUGGAAGAUAUGACAAUGCUACCGGACAUCACUAUUUUGCAGCUGAUUGUAUUGGCAAACGGACAUGCUUUUGGGGACAGCGCAUUUCAUGUUCUCAGGAUGUGUUCUAGUAUCAAAAAGCUGAUGCUGUCAUUUGUUCCUCCUACUGUGGUGGAGGCACAAACUAUAUGCCCACCAGGUUGCAUUUGCGGUGAGCACCAAAACUGGGAAACUGAGCACUUGUUGUUGAAUCGCCUCAAAGAAGUAGAAGUCACUCGGAUGAGAGGAUCUGAACAUGAAGUUACUUUUGUGAAGCAGCUGUUCAAUUGGGCGGCAUCCUUAGAAAAGAUGAGGGUAGUUUUCGAUGAGUCGGUUACUGAAAGCGUGGGCAAGGAGUUGUCCCAGGUGCUACGAAGCUUUGCUAGGCCGGAAAUACGCAUGGAAAUCCACAUGUAUAUGUAGGACUUGCUGAAGAUGAUGUGUGUACUCGAAGACUAAGGCAGGGGGGUUGUCGAUUUGUCUCUGCAGUUUUCCUCUUUGUUAUGUACGAACUUCUCAUUUGCUGGCAUGCUGAGGAGUGACAGUCUUGUUUAGAUCAUCA
This is a messenger RNA of Sorghum bicolor (sorghum), 1809 nucleotides long. RefSeq lists its product as uncharacterized. Lineage: Eukaryota; Viridiplantae; Streptophyta; Magnoliopsida; Poales; Poaceae. The coding region runs from base 813 to 1670 and encodes 285 amino acids. The record is from RefSeq and is a predicted model, not a curated record. The transcript has 5 exons.